This is a messenger RNA of Fomitopsis serialis, 684 nucleotides long. Its product is annotated as S-adenosyl-L-methionine dependent methyltransferase. The coding region runs from base 1 to 684 and encodes 227 amino acids. The record is from RefSeq and is a predicted model, not a curated record. Gene Ontology annotation, molecular function: methyltransferase activity. Lineage: Eukaryota; Fungi; Basidiomycota; Agaricomycetes; Polyporales; Fomitopsidaceae. The transcript has a single exon.
AUGGAUCCCUCAGCACGUGUCUAUUCCCGCUUCAAUCUGCGACUGUACGACCUUGUGGUCCUUGUUAUCUCCAACAAAUGGGCAUGGCGAUGCCCUACGAGCUCGACUCUCGUCCCGUUUUUCCACAAGGACUUGGGCGAGAGGGCCCAUCUAGACGUCGGUGUCGGUACGGGGUAUUAUACUGCGAAGUCCGCGCACAACUUGGCCAAGACAGAGAACGUCACGUUACUCGACCUCAAUGAGGCGACGUUGAGCACGGCGUCCUCUCGUCUGCGUCAGGCGGGAUACAGGGGGACCAUCGAUGAAAUCCACCACAACGUCUUCCAUCCCCUUCCCGACCAUCUUCACGGAAAGUUCGACUCCGUUUCCUUGUUCUACCUGCUUCACUGCCUUCCGGGAAGCAUGGUCGACAAAGGGCCGAAGGUUUUCGCUACUUUGGGAGUGGCACUCCGGCCUGAUGGAGUGUUGUAUGGCGCGACCAUACUGGGACGAGGCCCAGGGGUGGCGCACAACUGGCUGGGCAGGCGUUUGAUGGGUCUUUACAACAAGAAAGGCAUAUUCGGGAAUGCCGACGACGCCCUCGAUGACCUCAAGAAUGCUCUGGAGGGUCGGUUCGAAGAUGUUGAGGUGAAGCUCGUGGGGGUCGUAGCUCUAUUCGAAGCUCGGCGACCGAAGACAGGGUAG